AUGUUAAAAUCUAACAUCAGCCUUGUGAAAAAGAAUGAAUCAUGGGUUCCAAAGAAAGAGCAACAAAUUGCUGCCAUAGAAAAACAUGGCUACACUUUAGGCAAAACUCUCGGAGAGGGAGCUUACGCCAAAGUCAAACUAGCUGACUCCAAAAAACACAACUGCAAAGUAGCCAUCAAAGUCAUUAACAAGAGAAGAGCACCAAAGGAUUUUCUAAAAAAGUUCCUGCCUCGUGAAGUCCACCUGAUGCAUCGCUUGAAUCAUCCCAACGUAGUGAGUAAAAUUAAAAAUAUAUUCCUCCAAGAGAUGAUAACUAAGAUAGUCGAACGUAUUCAAUCAUUCAAAACUUUUUUACUCGUUUGUCUCAUUGCUAUUUUUAACUGUGGGUUCGAUUGGUUAGACUGCACUAGCCUGUUCCAGUUCUCACCCUUAUAAGGGAGUCCGGACUCCGGCUUUCGGGAAAUUUUUGCUCGUGGAAUCGGAAAUAUAAAGAAUCUGGACUCCGGAAAACAACUCAAGGUAUCUGGAAUCCCACUAAGGAUUUGGAUUCGGAAUCCACGCUCCACUGACAAAAAAUCCGGAAUCCAGUACCUGAAACCCGAAAUCCACGGCGUGGAAUCCAGAAUCCAAGACUGUCUUGGAUUUUAUUUAUUACAAUUCAUGGCAAUAUAUAAUAUCAAUAAAAAAAAUUAAUAACAAUAACAAUAACAUUAGCAAAAAAAGGGACCCAUUGGAGUUGCGCACAAGAGCCAGAGACCACAUACAAGGCGCAACACCGUGGAUACUAUUUACAUAAAAAUAUUAAAUUAAUAUUAAAUUAUAUACAACUGAAGAUGCAAAACAAUCAAGCGCAGUGUGACAAAUGAACUAGAAUCGGCAUGGGCGAGCAUGUCGCAUUCGUAUGAUGAUUUUUCGAAUUGCACUGUCUAUUUCCAAAUAGCAUUGGCUGAGAGAGAGUUCAUGAAAUACGUCUAGGUGUAAUUUCAAUAUAAACGUCAUGCAACUAUGAUAAGACUAAGACUGAUGAUCCAGUUUAUUUGUCCUUUAUCUGCGAUCCUCAGAAUUUUACCUUUUCAAUUUUUAAUUGCAUCCAUGUUGGCUAAACUAUAAGAAGACUCAUUGACUACAUUGCGAAACACUCUUUUCUGUCUUCUAUAAAGGGGUAGUUUCGUCGGAAUCUACGAAUUGAACGCGUAUGUUUUUCUUGCAGAUCAAACUACAUGAGGUUGUGGAAACUUCAACCAAAGUGUACAUCAUUUUACAGUUAGCUUCUAAAGGGGAUUUACUAGAAUACAUUAACAACAAAGCUACGCUGAGCGAAGACCAAGUGCGCAUACUGUUUUGUCAGCUUGCCGCUGCCAUGGCAUACUGUCAUAAGGAGCAAGUGGCUCACAGAGAUUUGAAAUGUGAAAACAUCCUGAUUGAUGGCGAAGGAAAAUUAAAGGUGACAGGUAAAAAUAAAAUAAACUACUGAGAUGUCAACUGUGCACUCGUUCAUUUAGCAAAUGAUAUGAAUGGUUUUGUGAAUUGAGCUUACUGAAAAUAAAGUGUACACUAACAGUUUAGCGCGUGGAACAUCGCCUGAGUAUACCCUCCCCACGGAAGGCUACUUUGUGUACUCUCACCUAUACCGAGUACCCGAGGGAGUACUAAGAAAAGUUUUAUACGGCUAGACUCCGCCCGCGAGGUCCAACCCCUUACCCUUAUAUGUACCAUUUUUGACAGGCAGGGUACCCCUUUAUAAUUAUUAUACCUCCUAUUGCCAAAUGGUACCCCUUUCACAUAUCAUUUUAUCCAUUUCAACCGCUAUAAAUGUCUUUAAAAUAUGAAUAAAUCGCAAAACAGGAAAGUUAUGUCGACUUCAACUGCCAUAAAAUCCUUUAGUAGCCCUUUUAGGUCAUUUUACAGACCGAAAUGACAGAUUUCCGUACCGGCUUUCAUAUACUUCGACUGCAACCUCGGCCCUGGGAGCGAGGUUGACCUCGACUGGUGAAAUACGGAUCCAGUCAUAUACCUGCAGCUUGAAAAAGGUACACCUUUCGGGCGGAGCCUUCCCGUAUAGGCCAUUAUAGGAAGUACCCCUUGGGACCGAGUAUUGCUCGCUCAAAACUCUUUGUCAGUUUAUAUCCUUGACAAAGAAAUUAUGCUCUCAGUUGAGUAGGUGAACGCUAUUGCAUUAGCAGUUUAAAAACAAGUCAGAGGGGGGACAUCCAAAGAAUACCUGUUUAUGCUUUUCACUUGGAUUUCAGACUUUGGUUUUGCAAUAAGUACGAUCAAAAAUCGUAUGCUGGAGACGUUCUGUGGUUCGUACGCCUACUGCUGUCCCCAGAUCCUCAGAGGAGAGCCAUACGACGGUAAAAAAGCGGACGUGUGGAGCAUGGGAGUGGUUUUGUAUGCAAUGGCCUGCGCAAGGCUGCCGUUUAGCGACGAAGAUAUGCGUGCUUUAGCUAAAGAGGGCUACCAGGGCAAGGUCAAGUUUUCCAAGAGAGUCAGUAAGGGUAUGUGGAUAAAAAGCAGUGGCGGAUCGAGACCUUGAGAUAAGCGUGGGCCAGACGCAAAAAACAUUUUUUCGGCCCUUCGGGCCUCAGUUUGGUCUAAAAAUAAGGGGAGUCCGGGCCCCUCGGCCCCUCCCCGGGAUUCGCCACUGAAAAGUUAGAAUUGUUUGGAAUAAGGGAAAAUAAUCUAAAAGCAAUUCAAAUUCAUAACGUACAACACUCAGAAAACUUACUUCUUAACAACGUGCGUUCAUGGGUGGGACUGGUCAAAUUUCAGGACUUCAUCCAAAGGUUUUAAAUCACUCGUAUAGCUCAGAAUGCUAAACACAAACAGGACCUCAGUUACGAGGGGAUUGCUUACCGUCUAUCAGUGGUCUUUGACGAUUGUUGAUCCAUAGACUGAAAUGCUAGCUUCCUCCAGACGACCUUACGCAGAAAAAAUGCUUUAGUGCUGUAAGUCACUCCCAAGCUUAGGAGUUGUCACUUGAAUCAUCGCAUCAAAAUGUUCGUCUAUCUUUAAGAAGCACUCAAUAUUUUUAGGCUCCUCGUGACUUUUAUCCGCACCUUUUACAAGAUUUUUCGAAAAAUAAUUGAAUUUGAGAAAAUCUGUUUUCCAUGCAGAGGUAAAUGCUGGACUUUUCUUGCGUGAAGGUGAUAAAUUUACUCAGAGACCACAAUACUGACCUCUUUGUCUCCUUCUUUGCCAUAGAAUGUCGCGACUUAGUCCGCAAUAUGCUAAAUGUGGACCAAAAUGAACGGUUCUCUGCGGAGCAGGUAUUUCGAAGCGCCUGGUGCAUGAAGGCCCUCAAGGAGAAUCCUGAUCUACGGUACCUCGAUGAAAAUCUUCAUGUAGCUUCCUUUCGUAAGCCUUCAGAAUGUGUUCCUCAAGAAAAAGAUGAAAUUGGUAGGUAUAACCUUAAUAAAAUUGGUUUGUUGUUAAGGCUGCUGAAGGCAGCCUCGAGGACAGUGCGCUCGUCUCCGUUUUCUAACGGGUUCUAAGCCCAAGUCCGCAUUCGUUUAUUGUCUCCAUCAUUUUUAGGUGAAGGCAAGUACUGGCUGAACAAGGCUCUUAGAGACGAACGUACUGUCUACGAGGCUGUGUUCAACUGCUUUAACAACAAACCAGAUUUGAGCUUUGUAUGAGCUAGGACUGAUAGGAUCUUAUUUUGGUGCGUGUUUUAGGAUACCAUAUAAAUUUCAGACGUUCUUAAAUAACAUUUGACACUGGAAGUCCUGAAUGACUUUCACGUGAUGUGAGGAGGCCAAGGAUGGCAGGGUAGGAGGGAGACAGAGCAUACAAAUUUUCAGCCAAACACUGACUAUAAUCUUUAAGGGGUAAUUUCUCUAUAUCCAUUAUGGCCUGCGUAGUGGAUAUUACUGAUAUGCGCAGGCUACCCAGAUUAUUUUCCUCACGUUAAUACUGACGAAAUACAGUGUUCUUGACUGAAGUCCAGCCUGAGCUUUGUUUUUAAAUGAUGUUAUCUAGUUUUCUCUUUCUAAGGCUCAACGUAUGGUGUAUAAAACGAUGUGAGCGCAACACCAUUUAAUAUCCUCUUAAUCUCUGGUCAGCGUCAAACUUUUGAUUUUACUUAGGAUCGUCAAUGCGUAACAUUAACAGACAGUACAGUUAACAACGAAACAUCUCCCUUAAAUAUACCCUGCAUGCGAGUGAUGAAUCCUUCCUAUUUGACCUCUGAUUACAUGUUUUAUUUCAUUCUAUCAGAAGAGGAGGAAUCUUACCCAGUAGAUGUCCAACCUAUUCACCCCAAAAUAGGCCAGAAAUCUAAAGUGGUCAAUUGCUUCACUUUCGUACCGAAGCCUUGUCUACCAAAACAGAAACAUGAUCCUGGGCGACGUCACACUAUAUCUGGUUUCGAGAUACAUGAUAAGAGCUAUGGAUUGAAUUUACGCGAUGACCUGCUUCGUAAUUUAGCUCAAAAGGAAAUGAAACAAAAGUCUUUAGAUAAGUUUGAAGAAGAGAAGAAGGCAUUGCCUGCAGAGUCUUACAACAGGCAUAAAAGUCGGAGAAGGAGCACACUUGUUACGGACGUGCUGCAAACGGUGACACCACCCAAGGAAAAGAAAAACGAACCCUACCAAAGGAAGGCUUCCUUAGUAUCUGACGUCAUCAAAUUUGAUCCUAAAACCGUUGCAGAGAGACCAGGAUCAUUGGCAGGCUCCAAAGCAAAUUUACUUAAGCCACCUCAGAAUCAACCAGAAACUAUAAUGGAGGAGGGUACUAAUUCUCCUGAGACGUCGGAGAAUGCACAUGAGCCGGCGACAAACCAAUGUGCAAAAAGCCCAAGAAAGCGCAUGCCUGGCGGUCGUGAGUCCCGCUUUAAAGAAGUUGACAAGCUUAAGUAUACAUCCGCAGCGAGAGCAGCCAAGUUGGCUUUUAAAGAGGCACACAUUUCAAUGCAAGCUAAUCGAAGGCUCUCUUUGCAAGGUCUGGAUCAUUAUUUGACUAUGCAAACCGUAGUACAGCUACGAGGGAUUGAAAAGGAACCUAGUACAAAUACAAAGUUUAUAAACUGGAAAAAGAAAUUCAAAGUAGCCUUGGAAACAAAUACCUAA
Molecule: messenger RNA, 5069 nt
Organism: Porites lobata
Lineage: Eukaryota; Metazoa; Cnidaria; Anthozoa; Scleractinia; Poritidae
Source: the annotation of a GenBank genome assembly